AUGAUAGAAAUUGAAGGUUAUGGAACAUCAAUUGUAGUGACAGGUUGUAAUCAAAUGGUAGUUGAUGAAGCUGAAAGAAACUUACAAGAUGCUAUUAGUGUAGUUGCAUGUCUUAAAAAGGACCUUUACAUUGUACCUGGUGGUUGUUCAAUUGAAACAGGAAUGUCUAAAGUACUCGAGUCUUAUGUAGGUGAUCAUUCUAUGAUAGUUAGAAGACUUUCUAAAGCUUUAAUUGCUUUAACACAUUUCUUAUCAUCUAAUAUGGGACUUAAUUCGAUUGAAAUAGUUACUAAUCUUAAGAAAUCAAUGGAAGAUUAUCCUAAUCUUGGAAUUUCUAUUAGUAGUAGAGUUAUAUCUGAUAUGAUUGUUGAUGAUAUAAUAACUCAACCAGCUGAGGUAUUUAAAAGUAUGAUUGUAUUAGCAUUUGAAACUGCUGAAAUGUUGUUAAAGAUAGAUGAUAUGCUUCCGUCAAUUUAUUAA
Molecule: messenger RNA, 480 nt
Organism: Hepatospora eriocheir
Lineage: Eukaryota; Fungi; Microsporidia; Hepatosporidae
Source: the annotation of a GenBank genome assembly